Molecule: messenger RNA, 2301 nt
Organism: Seriola dumerili (greater amberjack)
Lineage: Eukaryota; Metazoa; Chordata; Actinopteri; Carangiformes; Carangidae
Product: soluble guanylate cyclase 88E-like
Exons: 18
Coding region: 1-2301 (766 amino acids)
Biological process (GO): cGMP biosynthetic process; nitric oxide-cGMP-mediated signaling; response to oxygen levels
Cellular component (GO): guanylate cyclase complex, soluble
Molecular function (GO): oxygen sensor activity; heme binding; guanylate cyclase activity
Source: RefSeq, a predicted model, not a curated record
AUGUAUGGGCUGCUGUGUGAGAGUCUUCACGACUUCAUCAAGGAGUCGUAUGGAGAUGAUGUGUGGAAGCUGGUCAGAGAGAGAGCAGAUGUCAGGUUACACUCUUUUGUCACCCACCAGGUGUAUAGCGAGAGUGUGAUUCCCCGUAUUGCAAAGGCAGCCAGCGGAGUGACAGGCACGCCAUACAAUGAACUGAUGAACUCCUGGGGUGUCUACUUCCUGGGCUUUGUAGGGAAGUACGGCUAUGACAGGAUCCUCAAGGUGUUGGGCCGUCAUGUACGUGACUUUGUCAAUGGUCUUGACAACCUCCAUGAAUACCUGCGCUUCAGCUACCCCAAGGUGCAGCCCCCAACUUUCUUCUGCCAGGAGGAGUCUGCCACUGGAGUCACCCUCCACUACAGGAGUAAACGUAAAGGCUACCUGCACUACGCCAUGGGUCAGCUGAGGCAGAUGGGGAAACAGUUCUAUGACACUGACAUUCACGUGGAGGUGCUGUCCGAGCAGAUGGUCGGAGACUACUCCCAUGUCACCAUGAGGCUGAACUUUGACAACUCUGCCUACCGCUACAUCAUGAAGGAAGAUGAGGAAGAGCAGGAGAUUUUGCCCAUUACCUCAGAUUUCUUCUUUGAGGUCUUCCCCUUUAAUAUCGUCUUCAGACAGGACAUGGUGGUGCAUAACGUAGGCUCAGGCCUGGCUACAGUCUUCCCUGAUCUAGAUGGGAAGAAGAUCAAUGAUGCCUUCUUGCUGGCUCGCCCCCUAGUGGAAUUCACCUGGAACAUGAUCAUCUCCCACCCCAACAACCUGUUUGAAAUCAUGUCAAAGGAGCCUGUGAAGAGAGAGAGGAACCUUCACAACCGAGUCCAGAAUUCUGACUAUGAAAAUGCCAAUCGCUCUGCUGACGUAGAUGUGGAGCUCAUGGCUUUCCAGUCCAUCAUUGGGGAUGAUUACAAAGAUGGUAACAGUGCUAAUGCGAUGGAGAGCUGGGGCGAUGGGAGCCGCUGCCUGAAACUAAAAGGACAAAUGAGAUACAUGCCGGAGUGGGAGUCCAUCAUCUUCCUGGGAACUCCUGUGAUGGAGAGUUUGAGUGCUAUGUUUAAGACUGGCUUGUACAUCAAUGACCUGAGUAUGCACGACUCCAGCAGAGACCUGGUUUUGGCGGGGACUCAGCAGUCAGAGGAGCUGAAGAGAGCUCUCAUACAGGAGCAAAAGAAGUCGAGCAAGCUGGAGGAGAGCAUGAAGAUGUUGGACUACGAGAUGAAGAAGACUGAUGACCUUCUGUACAGGAUGAUUCCCAAGCCAGUGGCUAAAAGGCUGCGCAAAGGAGAGCCUGCUGUCAACACUUGUGAGGUGUUCCCAGAUGUGACCAUUCUCUUCAGUGAUGUCGUGGGGUUUACUCGCAUUUGCAGCCACAUCACUCCAAUGCAGGUGGUCUCCAUGCUCAACACCAUGUACACCCUGUUUGACACGCUCAGCGAGAAGCACCGCGUCUUCAAGGUUGAGACAAUUGGAGAUGCCUACAUGGUUGUUGCCGGGGCUCCAGAGAAGACCAAGUACCACGCUCAUAACAUUUGUGACAUGGCCCUAGACAUGGUGCGCUCCAUCGAUCACCUGAAAGACCCCUCCAACGGCAACAACAUACAGAUUCGUGUUGGGAUCCACUCUGGCAUGGUUGUGGCGGGUGUGGUGGGACAUAAAAUGCCACGUUACGGUCUGCAUGGUGACACGGUCCACACUGCAUCUGCCAUGGAGAGCAAUGGCAAGGAGAUGCACAUUCAGCUCAGCAGUGCCACCUAUGAGCACCUGAAAGGAAGUCACUUCAUUUUUGAAAGGAGGGGCAUCAUUACUAUCAAGGGGAAUGUUGAAAUUGAGACCUACUGGCUGAAAGGAAAGAGGGACAAGGAUGGGAAUGCUCAGGCAGCAUGUCCUCAGUUUGAGACUCAGACCAUCAGCAAGGCCAUCAGCAAGGCCACCAUCUCGGGCCCUGAGGCCACAGGAGAUGAGGAGGGACUGGUUUUUCCUCUGGUGGCAGGGGAGGAUGAGGAUGAUGUCAAGUCUAUUCGCUCUCAUCGUAUCAAGAUGGAAAUUUCAGGUCAUUCUCUAGAGGAGUCGAUUGAGGAGUGCCGGGUGGAGGAGAUGUCUGUUCAUAAGUCCCACUAUAAGGAUGCCUUGCAGGACGGCCUCCAGGACUCUCACCUGGAACUGGACUCACCUGAGUCUGACGGCAGGGACUCCAUCAUGGAGUCCCGUGACAGCUCCUGUGACUCCCGCUGCUCCAAGAGCGCCAUGUGCUCCGUGUCGUGA